Messenger RNA from Eremothecium sinecaudum, 600 nucleotides. RefSeq names its product lipid-binding protein HSP12 (gene HSP12). Bases 1 to 600 code for a protein of 199 amino acids. NCBI's taxonomy places the organism in Eukaryota, Fungi, Ascomycota, Saccharomycetes, Saccharomycetales, Saccharomycetaceae. The transcript has a single exon. The record is from RefSeq and is a predicted model, not a curated record.
AUGUCCUCUAACACUGCAAACGCUGCAAAAGAAUCCGCUGAAGAGAGUGCCUGGAAGGCAAAAGAAAGCGCCCAACACGCUUCCGGUGCAGCCCAGGAAACCUUCAAAGACAGAUUGCAAAAAGCCAAAGAUACCAUCGAAGAAUACGCUGAGUCUGCCAAAGAACAUACUAGAGAGGGGGUCCAAAGAGCCAAGGAGUCUUUCCAUAAUGCCGCAGAAGCCGUCAAGGACAAAACCCACGAGGGAGCUGCAAAGACCAAGGACGGAAUUGAGAACGCUGCUGACUCAACUAAGGAACAUUCGAAGUCAGGUGCUUCCAAGCUCAGAGAUAACCUAGAAGAAGCCGGAGAAAGCGCACAACAGAACACCAGAGAAGGUGCUAGUAAAGCGGCUUCCAAGGUUUCUGAGGGUGCAGAAAAAGUAUCAGAUAAGGCAGACAACCUAUCCGCAAGAGCUGAGGGUAGAAGGAGUUUCGCAGAGAAUGCUAAAGCUACCAGUAAAGAAUUGGCUGACCAGGCUGGUCACUACGCAGAGACAGCUAAGGAAAAGCUAACUAACGCUUACAAGUAUGUAGCAAAGAACAUUCACGGUGAAAAAUAG